Messenger RNA from Trichoplax adhaerens, 1062 nucleotides. RefSeq lists its product as uncharacterized. The record is from RefSeq and is a predicted model, not a curated record. The coding region runs from base 1 to 1062 and encodes 353 amino acids. Gene Ontology annotation, biological process: zinc ion transmembrane transport. Gene Ontology annotation, molecular function: zinc ion transmembrane transporter activity. Lineage: Eukaryota; Metazoa; Placozoa; Uniplacotomia; Trichoplacea; Trichoplacidae. The transcript has a single exon. Gene Ontology annotation, cellular component: plasma membrane.
AUGGCAACUAACGAAUUCAGCGGUGUGGCGGAUACAGUGAAACCAACCCGUAUCCAUGGCUCAGUAAUAAUAUCCAAAGUAAUUUUCGUCGUCAUUUUGUUUAUCCUAAGCUUCCUAUUCGCUAUUCUACCGCUGAAAUUUAAAAAUUAUUCAGCAAAAGCUAACCGCAUUAUUAUCCACUAUGGAAGUUGCGUAUCAUCUGGCGUCUUUCUAGGUACAUGUUUACUUGUACUAUUGCCGAAUGUGGAGAAUAUAUUAAUGAACCGUUUCCAUACACGAUAUCCAUUGACUCACUUAUUUGUUACUAGUGGUUUUCUAUUGGCCAUGUUCAUCGAGCAUUCAACUACAAGCUGUAUUGAAAAAAUCAUGUAUCGCUACAAGUCUUAUAGUCCUGCAAAGAGUGAUCUAAAUACUAAGAGAAAGCAAAAAACACUCCGAAACCCGGAUUCUCCUAUCAACUAUUCCGACGAAUCGGAUAUGGAAGAUAACUGGGAUACGAAGCAACAGAACCGUCAAUACAGGGGUCACCGUACUAUAGGCAUCAUAUUAAAUAUUAUCUUAUCAUUUCAUGGAAUUUUCGAAGGUUUUACUAUUGGAUUAUUCAAUGAUCGUGCUAACUUAACUACGCUGUAUGUGGCUAUCAUGAUUCACAAGUUAUUAGUCUCACUUGGAUUGGGUAUCAAGUUAGUACGAGAGUCUUUUCAAUUGCGAGAAAUUGUGAUCUGUUCGUUGAUUUUCUCGGCUACGUCACCAAUUGGAGCCGCUAUUGCUAUAAGUGCGAAUACACAUCAAAACAUUCAAGGCAAUAUUGUAAGCGGUAUCUGUAUUGCAAUUGCAACCGGAACAUUUCUUUACAUCACCUUCGUUGAGAUGAUACCUAAAGAUCUAAAUGAAUCGAAAUGGCAGAAGAAUGCUAAACGUAUUUUGUAUAAUCAUGGGAUUUGCAUUUAUUGGUUGCAUUACUUUAUUCCUUAUAUAGAACUAUUCCAAGACUUUUCUUGUAUAUUUGAGAUAACCAUUGAUAUUGAGACGAUAUCCUAUAAUUGUGACUUCGUGUAUUAA